ACCGACCGCGGCGGCGCCGGCGAACGGCGCGGCCCGCACUUCCGGCGGCGCGGGCGGCGACCGGCGAGCGAGGGCUCCGCCGUCCCCGCGGCAAAAUAUUCUGAACUUUGUAGCUCUAGGGAAUGAAACAUUAGUUCAGAAGAAGACAGUAGACUCUCUUACAAGUACAUUUGACUGUUCACCAUGAAGUUAGGAAAACCUAAAGGGAGUAUUUCUCGGAGCUCAAGCCAAGGAAAAGCUUAUGAGAACAAGCGCAAAACAGGCCGGCAGCGGCAGAAAUGGGGAAUGACUGUUCGGUUUGACUCAGGCUUGAGUAGACUGAGAAGAAGCUUGGAUGACAAACCCUAUAAAUGUACUGAAUGUGAAAAGAGCUUCAGUCAGAGUUCAACUCUUUUUCAACACCAGAAAAUCCAUACUGGAAAGAAAUCCCACAAAUGUGCUGAUUGUGGGAAAAGUUUCUUUCAGAGUUCUAAUCUCAUUCAGCAUCGACGGAUCCAUACUGGGGAAAAGCCCUAUAAAUGUGAUGAGUGUGGAGAAAGAUUUAAACAGAGCUCCAACCUCAUUCAGCACCAGAGGAUUCAUACUGGAGAAAAACCCUAUCAGUGUGAUGAAUGUGGCCGAUGUUUCAGCCAGAGUUCCCACCUUAUUCAACAUCAGAGAACCCACACAGGGGAGAAACCAUACCAGUGCAGUGAAUGUGGCAAAUGCUUCAGCCAGAGCUCUCAUCUGAGGCAGCACGUGAAGGUGCACAAAGAAGAGAAGCCUCGUAAAACCCGGGGUAAAAAUAUCAGGGCAAAAACUCACUUAUCCUCUUGGAAAGCUGGUACAGGGAGGAAAUCAGUGGCUCGUCUCCGUUAAGUAAGGGGCACUGCUUUAGUGUUCUUUAAAGAAAAAAAAAAAAAGGAGUAACAAAUAAAAGCAAUCUCAUUUAGAUGCUUUAUAGUAGAGCACUUAAAUACUGGAUCCUUUCCUAGCAUGGAGACAUUGGGAAUUUAUUGGCAUUAUUAGGCUGAAAGAAACUACAGGAGUCCAGCUGCCCUCAUUUCUUUUUUAUGUGACAUGGAGCACAAAGAACUGAAAAUAGGUUUUGAGAGUAUAAGAUCCUUGACCUCAUUUGAAAUUGCUUCCUGCAUCAUUUUGACAAAAACCAUCGUGUUUUAAUGACACAUUCGUGAAAGUGCAGGCAUGCUGAUGAUUACUCAGUUUUAGGACGUUUUGUGGAAAGAAUAAUUAAAAGGGAGAAGAAAUUAAUUCCAUUAAUUUUGAAGUUCUGCAACUGAUGAGAUUUUAUGUUGUAAAGUUUUGUAGUAUAUUAACCAUUGGUUUAUAAGUAUGACUCAAGAUUCAACAUAUUAAAAUGUAUUCAAGUUCACAGAUUUUUAAUCAAGGCCCAUAACUCUACGUUAGCUUUCUUUUGUUUCUUCCCUUCUGCUUAUGGAUAGUUAUUAAUUAAAGGAGUAAGAAGUUUUGUUUUGUUUUUACCAACUUCAUAGUAAGAGAUACUACAGAAUCCAAAGUGAGAACUGAAUUAGACCUCAAGUCUCUCCUACUCCUACUAAUACUUUUCUUUUACUGCUGUGUCACUGGUUUGCCUGGAGUUGGGAUGGAUUUAUGUUGAUCCGUCCCUAUGCCCUUGACCUCUUGGCAUUUUCCUGUGCUCUGGCAAACUGAGCCAGCCUUUUAGAUCCAAAAUGUGGUCUGAAUAAACAAACCAUAUUUUACCAACAAAAAUCUCAGCUUGUUUUUUGCUAAUUAAAAAUCUAUAAUUUACACAUCUCCCUGCCUUUAAGACUGUGAGCUUUAGAUAACCCUGCUUGUCUUAAAUGUUUGUCAGCAACAAAAGUGAUUUAAUGUGUCAGUGCAAUGUAGCUUCUUUGAAAUUUAACUUUUUCUUCAUUUCAUGAAUUGUUUAAGAAGUCUAGCAAUCAUGUUAACUUCCAUCAGAAUGGUGCCAGGUGUCAGACAUUCUGAUCAGCCUUCAGCUCAGGUUUUAAUUUCUAUUGAAUGCUAACAUUCUUCUGAUUUUUUUGUAUCUUUUAUAAUCAUAUCAGUUCCUGCUGUAUUGACAAUUAUAAAAAUAAAUAUUUUGCAUACUA
Lemur catta (Ring-tailed lemur) is the source of this 2096-nucleotide messenger RNA. It is a transcript of the gene ZNF22, whose product is annotated as zinc finger protein 22. The transcript has 2 exons. The record is from RefSeq and is a predicted model, not a curated record. Lineage: Eukaryota; Metazoa; Chordata; Mammalia; Primates; Lemuridae. The coding region runs from base 184 to 858 and encodes 224 amino acids.